Epinephelus fuscoguttatus (brown-marbled grouper) is the source of this 9957-nucleotide messenger RNA. Its product is annotated as inositol 1,4,5-trisphosphate receptor type 1. Bases 301 to 8646 code for a protein of 2781 amino acids. The record is from RefSeq and is a predicted model, not a curated record. The transcript is spliced from 60 exons. NCBI's taxonomy places the organism in Eukaryota, Metazoa, Chordata, Actinopteri, Perciformes, Serranidae. Gene Ontology annotation, molecular function: inositol 1,4,5 trisphosphate binding; inositol 1,4,5-trisphosphate-gated calcium channel activity. Gene Ontology annotation, biological process: calcium ion transmembrane transport. Gene Ontology annotation, cellular component: endoplasmic reticulum; membrane.
GCUAUCAACACUACGGCCGCUUGAGAAGACGAAGAAGUGGCAGCGAGCCAGGCAGCUGAGCCGAGCCAGUGUGCUGCCUGCCUCAGUGAACACAGCCCCGGAGCACCGACAGGCGCGGAAAGGUGAUAGAGCUGUCACACACACACACUAAAAACUGGAUUAUUACAGUCGCUGACGGCUGGAUCUGCCCCUCGGCCCGGUGGUGAAGAGGAGAGCCGCAGUCAUGUUGUCCUAGCCGGUCCAAAAGAAGCUGAACACCCGAGCGUUUACCACGACCGAGGUGUUCCCUGUGUGUCAAACAUGUCGGAUAAAAUGUCGAGCUUCCUGCAUAUCGGGGACAUCUGCUCCCUGUAUGCAGAGGGAUCCACCAAUGGUUUCAUCAGCACCCUGGGCUUGGUGGAUGACCGCUGCGUCGUCCAGCCUGACGCAGGGGACCUCAACAACCCUCCAAAGAAGUUCAGAGACUGUCUGUUCAGACUGUGUCCCAUGAACCGCUACUCGGCCCAGAAGCAGUUCUGGAAAGCGGCGAAGCCCGGAGGGAACACAGACACGGUGCUCCUCAACAAGCUCCAUCAUGCAGCUGACUUGGAGAAAAAGCAGAAUGACUCUGAAAACAAAAAGCUGCUCGGAUCAGUAAUUCAGUACGGGAAUGUCAUUCAGCUCCUCCACCUGAAGAGCAACAAAUACCUAACGGUGAACAAGCGUCUGCCCGCGCUGUUAGAGAAGAACGCCAUGAGGGUGAUGUUGGACACUGCAGGGAAUGAGGGCUCCUGGUUCUACAUCCAGCCCUUCUACAAACUGCGCUCCAUUGGGGACAGUGUGGUGAUCGGGGACAAAGUGGUGCUUAAUCCAGUGAAUGCUGGUCAGCCGCUCCAUGCCAGCACACACCAGCUCGUGGAUAAUCCGGGAUGCAAUGAGGUGAACUCGGUCAACUGUAACACCAGCUGGAAGAUCGUCUUGUUUAUGAAGUGGAGCGACAAUCAGGAGAUCAUCCUAAAAGGGGGCGACGUGGUACGAUUAUUUCAUGCCGAGCAGGAGAAAUUCCUCACCUGUGAUGAUCACAGAAAAAAACAAUAUGUAUUUCUCCGCACUACUGGGCGGCAGUCGGCUACCUCGGCAACCAGCAGUAAAGCCCUGUGGGAGAUAGAGGUGGUGCAGCAUGAUCCAUGCCGAGGGGGGGCGGGAUACUGGAACAGCCUGUUCAGGUUCAAACACCUGGCCACUGGACACUACCUGGCUGCAGAGGUGAAUCCAGAGUAUGAAGAGGAGUGCCUGGAGUCCCGCUCUCUGGACUCCGAGCAGGAAGUCUUACGGGCCCGUUUGAGAAACGUCCAGGACAAAGUCAUGUACACCCUUGUGUCCGUACCUGAUGGAAAUGACAUCUCUUCCAUAUUUGAGCUUGACCCUACCACAUUAAGAGGCGGAGACUCGCUGGUACCCAGGAACUCCUAUGUGCGCCUCAGACACCUGUGCACUAACACAUGGGUCCACAGCACCAACCAACCAAUUGACAAGGAGGAGGAAAAGCCUGUCAUGCUGCGCAUUGGCACCUCGGCACUGAAGGAGGACAAAGAGGCUUUUGCCAUUGUGCCCGUGUCCCCAGCUGAAGUAAGAGAUCUUGACUUUGCCAACGAUGCCAGUAAAGUGCUGGCCUCUAUUGCUGGAAAGCUGGAAAAAGGAACAAUCACACAGAAUGAGAGGAGAGCAGUGACCAAGCUUCUGGAGGAUCUGGUGUUCUUUGUGGUGGAUAUUCCCAACAACGGACAGGACGUUCUUGAGAUCAUGGUCAACAAACCCAACAGGGAGCGACAGAAACUAAUGAGAGAACAAAAUAUUCUCAAACAGAUCUUCAAGCUGCUGCAGGCUCCUUUCACAGACAGUGGGGACGGUCCCAUGCUGCGACUAGAGGAGCUGGCUGACCAGCGUCAUGCCCCCUUCAGACACAUCUGCCGCCUGUGUUACCGGGUUUUGCGUCACUCUCAGCAGGACUACCGCAAGAACCAGGAGUACAUCGCCAAACAGUUCCGCUUCAUGCAGAAACAGAUCGGCUACGAUGUCCUGGCUGAGGACACGAUCACAGCUUUGCUCCACAACAACCGCAAGCUGCUCGAGAAACAUAUCACUGCUGCAGAGAUCGACACGUUUGUAAGCCUGGUUCGCAAGAACCGUGAGCCAAGGUUCCUGGACUACCUGUCAGACUUGUGUGUGUCAAUGAAUAAGUCCAUCCCUGUGACACAGGAGCUCAUCUGUAACGCAGUGCUGGAUCCAGCAAACGCAGACAUCCUCAUAGAAACUAAACUGGUGCUGUCAAGAUUUGAGAUUGAGGGAGCACCGCUGGGGGAGAACUCUGUGGAGUCAGAGGAGGAUGAGGAAGAGGUUUGGUUGUUCUGGAAAGAUAGUAAUAAAGAGAUUCGCAGUAAAAGCAUCAGGGAGCUGGCCCAGGAUGCCAAGGAGGGCCAGAAGGAGGACCAGGAGGUGAUCAGUUAUUACAGAUACCAGCUGAACCUGUUUGCCAGAAUGUGUUUGGACCGCCAGUACCUGGCAAUCAACAAGAUCUCCGGCCAGCUGGAUGUGGACCUGAUCUUGCGAUGUAUGUCAGAUGAAGACUUGCCCUACGAUCUGCGAGCCUCCUUCUGUCGCAUGAUGCUGCACAUGCAUGUGGAUCGUGAUCCUCAGGAGCAGGUCACACCUGUCAAAUACGCUCGACUCUGGUCUGAGAUCCCCUCAGAGAUUGCCAUUGAUGAUUAUGACAAUGAUGGAACAUCUAAAGAUGAAAUUAAGGAGCGAUUCUCUCAGACUAUGGAGUUUGUUGAGAACUACCUGAGAGAUGUGGUGUGUCAGAGCUUCCCUUUUGCAAAUAAAGAGAAGAAUAAACUCACCUUUGAGGUGGUAAACCUGGCCAGGAACCUGAUUUAUUUUGGCUUCUACAACUUUAGUGACCUGCUGAGACUUACGAAGAUCCUGCUGGCUAUUCUAGACUGUGUCCAUGUGAGCACAGUUUUCCCUUUCAACAAGAUGGACAAAGAAGAAGAGUGUAAAGGCAGCAAUGUAAUGAGAUCCAUUCAUGGAGUAGGGGAGCUGAUGUCCCAAGUGGUCCUGAGAGGAGGAGGUUUCCUCCCCACAACUUCAAACGUGAGCUCCAGUGGAGACACAGUGAAGACCCAGACUGAACCUGAGAAACAGGACAUACUGGUCAUGGACACCAAGCUCAAGAUUAUUGAGAUCCUGCAGUUCAUCUUGAAUGUCCGUCUGGACUACAGGAUCUCCUGUCUGCUGUCUAUAUUUAAGAGGGAGUUUGAUGAGAGUAAUUCCCAGACUGAAUUAUCUGUAACUGGAGCAGUGGAGGGGCCGAACAACAUGCCAGGGGCUUUGGAUUUUGAGCACAUAGAGGAGCAGGCAGAGGGGAUAUUUGGUGGAAGUGAAGAGAACACCCCACUGGACCUUGACGAUCACGGUGGCCGCACCUUCUUGAGGGUCCUUCUCCACCUAACCAUGCAUGACUAUCCUCCUCUGGUGUCCAGAGCCCUCCACCUGCUCUUUAGGCACUUCAGCCAAAGGCAGGAGGUCUUGCAGGCCUUUAAGCAGGUCCAGCUGCUGGUCACCAGCCAAGAUGUGGAAAAUUACAAACAGAUAAAGUCAGACCUGGACCAGCUGCGCUCUAUCGUAGAGAAGUCUGAGCUCUGGGUGUACAAAAGGCAGGGGCCAGACGAGGCCAUGGACGCAGGAGAGGGGCUCUCCACUGAGCCAGAGCAUAAAAAGGGGGAUUCAGGGGGCACAGACAAACCAAAGAAAGCAGAAAGCACCAGCAGUUACAACUACAGGGUGGUGAAGGAGAUCCUGCUGCGGCUCAGCAGGUUGUGUGUUCAAGAAGGUUUGUCAGGUAGGAAGAGCAAGAAACAGCAGCAGAGGCUGCUGAGGAACAUGGGGGCUCAUGCUGUUGUCCUCGAGCUCCUACAGAUCCCCUACGAGAAGGGAGAAGACUUGCGUAUGCAGGAUAUUAUGAAGCUAGCCCACCAGUUUCUACAGAAUUUCUGUGCAGGAAAUCAGCAGAACCAAGCUCUGCUGCACAAGCACAUCAACCUGUUCCUCAACCCAGGGAUCUUAGAAGCCAUCACCAUGCAGCACAUCUUCAUGAACAACUUCCAGCUUUGCAGUGAGAUCAAUGAGCGUGUGGUUCAGCACUUUGUCCACUGCAUUGAAACACACGGCCGCAACGUUCAAUACCUCAAGUUCCUUCAGACUAUCGUCAAAGCAGAAAAUAAAUUCAUAAAAAAGUGUCAGGACAUUGUCAUGGCAGAGGUCAUGCCUCAUUAUCACCUCUCUUAUGUUUGGAAUACAGUCUCAUUAUGUCCUUAUGUCAUCAUGGUCAUUUGUUUCCUCCUACAGCUGGUGAAUGCUGGCGAAGAUGUUCUGGUCUUUUAUAACGACCGCGCCUCCUUCCAGACACUGGUCCAGAUGAUGCGAUCAGAGCGGGACCGCAUGGAUGAGAACAGUCCUCUGAUGUACCACAUACACUUGGUGGAGCUCUUGGCUGUCUGCACAGAGGGCAAGAACGUCUAUACAGAGAUCAAGUGUAACUCCUUGUUACCACUGGAUGACAUAGUGCGGGUGGUGACCCAUGAGGACUGCAUCCCUGAGGUGAAAAUCGCCUAUAUCAACUUCCUGAACCACUGCUAUGUGGACACCGAGGUGGAAAUGAAGGAGAUUUACACCUCUAACCACAUGUGGAAACUCUUUGAGAACUUCCUGGUUGACAUUUGCAGAGUUUGCAACAACACAAGCGACCGUAAGCACGCAGACACCAUUCUAGAGCGCUAUGUGACAGAGACGGUCAUGAGCAUUGUGACGACUUUCUUCAGCUCGCCUUUCUCUGACCAGAGCACCAGCCUGCAGGCCUCUCUGUUGGGGAAAAUAUUUCAGACCAGGCAACCAGUCUUUGUGCAGCUGUUGCAGGCAGUGUUCAGGGUCUACCACUGUACCUGGUUGGUCCCAGUCCAGAAGGGCUCUGUUGAGAGCUGUAUCAAGGUGCUCUCUGAUGUUGCUAAAGGCAGAGCAAUAGCCAUCCCCGUGGACCUGGACAACCAGGUGAACAACCUGUUUGUGAAAUCCAACAACAUUGUCCAGAAGACAGCCAUGAGCUGGAGACUUUCUGCUCGCAACGCUGCCCGCAGAGACUCUGUGGUGACCGCCUCGAGGGACUACAGGAACAUCAUCGAGAGGCUUCAGGACAUUGUGUCAGCUCUUGAGGACCGCCUGCGCCCAUUGGUCCAGGCUGAGUUGUCAGUUCUGGUAGAUGUGCUGCAUCGGCCCGAGCUGCUCUUCCCUGAAAACACAGACUCACGCAAGAAGUGUGAGAGUGGAGGUUUUAUAUGCAAGCUGAUCAAACAUACCAAGCAGCUGCUGGAGGAAAACGAGGAGAGACUGUGCAUCAAAGUUCUGCAGACGCUGCGAGAGAUGAUGACAAAAGACCGUGGUUAUGGAGAGAAGCUCAGGGCCUUUGAUGAUGAGAUGGAUAUGCCUAAGCAGCUGGAUCAGAACCAGCCUGAGAAGCUGCUGGAGGACCAGAAGAGGGGCGAGGCACUGAGACAGAUUCUGGUGAACCGUUACUAUGGCAACUUUCAUCGAAGUGGUGGGCGAAGGGACAGCCUGACGUCAUUUAGCAAUGGCCCCCUCAGUCCGGUAGGACCCGGCAAAAACCAGUCAGCAUUAGGGGGUCCUGGGGGCCUGAGUCGUGGGGAAAUGACCCUGGCGGAGGUACAGUGUCACCUGGACAAAGAGGGAGCCUCUGACCUGGUCAUCGACCUCAUCAUGAACACCACCAGCGACCGAGUUUUCCAGGAGAGCAUCCUCCUGGCUAUUGCCUUGCUGGAAGGUGGAAACACCACCAUCCAGCGCUCGUUCUUUUGCCGUCUGACAGAAGACAAGAAAUCUGAGAAGUUCUUCCGCGUCUUCUACGACCGUAUGAAGGUGGCGCAGCUGGAGAUCAAAGCCACAGUAACAGUAAAUACCAGCGACCUGGGAAACAGGAAGAGAGAUGAUGACAGCCAGGACAAGGACGUCCCUGUUCGCAAAAAAGCCAGAGACUCAGCGGUGGUGAUGACAGAGGAUGUCAAAGAGCAACUAUUAGAGGCCUCGUCUGCCACCAAAAAGGCCUUUAACUCUUACCGGCGGGAAGCAGACCCCGAGGACCACUUCAACUCAGCUGACGGCCAGGCCAGCACUGGGGACAAGAACCAGGACGAGGGAGAAAUGAGUUUUGUAAUCAUCAUCAUGCAGCCCAUCCUUCGCUUCCUCCAGCUGCUUUGUGAGAAUCACAAUCGUGAUCUACAGAACUUCCUUCGCUGUCAAAACAACAAGAACAACUACAACCUGGUGUGUGAGACUCUGCAGUUCUUGGACUGUAUCUGCGGCAGCACCACAGGUGGUCUCGGUCUGCUGGGCCUGUACAUCAACGAGAAGAAUGUUGCUCUCAUCAACCAGACUCUGGAGAGUCUCACAGAGUACUGCCAAGGCCCCUGCCAUGAAAACCAGAAUUGCAUUGCCACACACGAGUCCAAUGGAAUUGAUAUCAUUAUUGCAUUGAUCCUUAACGACAUCAACCCACUGGGGAAAAAGCGGAUGGACCUGGUGCUGGAGCUCAAGAACAAUGCAUCCAAGCUGCUGCUCGCCAUCAUGGAGAGUCGUCAUGACAGUGAGAACGCGGAGAGGAUCCUGUACAACAUGAGGCCUAAAGAGCUGGUGGAGGUGAUAAAGAAGGCCUAUCUGCAGGGAGAGGUAGAGUUCGAGGACACAAAAGAGGAGGAGGAUAACGGGGAAGAGGAGGAACACGAUGCUGCUUCUCCCCGAAAUGUCGGACACAAUAUCUACAUCUUAGCUCACCAGUUGGCACGUCAUAAUAAGGAGCUGUGCAUGAUGUUAAAGCCAGGAGGAGCCAGUGGGGAGGGAGAUGAGGCCUUGGAGUUCUACGCCAAACACACGGCUCAGAUAGAGAUUGUGCGCCAGGACCGCACCAUGGAGGAGAUCGUGUUUCCUGUGCCCAACAUCUGCGAGUUCCUGACCACCGAGUCAAAGCUGCGAGUCUACUACACCACAGAGAGAGACGAGCAGGGCAGCAAGAUCAACGACUUCUUUCUGAGAGCAGAGGAUCUCUUUAAUGAGAUGAACUGGCAGAAGAAACUCAGAGCCCAACCAGUGCUGUACUGGUGCUCCAGAAACAUGUCAGUGUGGAGUAAUGUUUCCUUCAACCUGGCGGUGCUCAUGAACCUGUUGGUCUGCUUUUUCUACCCUCUGGAGGGGGUACAUGCAGGUAUGCUGGAUCCCCACCUGUCUGCGCUGCUGUGGAUGGGAGUUUUGGCAACACUGGUCAUUGUUAUCAUUAUGCCCCAACCGCUGGGCAUCCGUGCCCUCGUCAUUAUCACAAUACUCCGUCUCAUCUUCUCCGUUGGCCUGGAACCCACCCUGUUCCUUCUGGGCGCUUUCAAUGUGUGCAAUAAAAUCAUCUUCCUGAUAAGUUUUGUGGGGAACCGAGGAACCUUCACAUGGGGCUACAAAGCCAUGGUGUUGGACUUUGAGUUCCUUUACCACCUUAUGUACCUCAUCAUCUGCUCUCUGGGGGUGUUUGUCCAUGUCUUUUUCUACAGUCUGCUGCUGUUCGACCUGGUAUACAGGGAAGAGACACUGCUGAAUGUAAUCAAGAGUGUGACCCGCAACGGACGCUCUAUCGUGCUCACCGCUGUCCUGGCUCUCAUCUUGGUCUACCUGUUCUCCAUUGUUGGCUACAUUUUCUUCAAAGACGACUUCAUCCUGGAGGUGGAUCGUAUCCCCAACACGACUCUGAAAAAUGGAGCCAGUCUGGCCAGUGAGUUUGUGUCUGCAGGAAUAUGUCAGGGGGGCAUGGAUGAGAACUGCACCACAGAAGCCCCGCAGGAAGAUUUUGGGAACGACAAUGAGGAGGACAGCGACAUGGAGCGGACGUGCGACUCUCUACUUAUGUGUAUCGUCACUGUGCUGAGUCACGGCUUGAGGAGUGGAGGGGGUGUAGGGGAUGUGCUCCGCAAGCCUUCCAAAGAGGAGCCACUGUUUGCAGCCAGAGUGAUAUACGACCUGCUGUUCUUCUUCAUGGUCAUCAUCAUUGUGCUCAACCUCAUCUUUGGUGUCAUCAUUGACACCUUUGCUGACCUGAGGAGUGAAAAACAGAAGAAAGAAGAAGUCCUAAAGACUACCUGCUUCAUCUGCGGCCUGGAGCGGGACAAGUUUGACAACAAGACAGUGACUUUUGAGGAGCACAUCAAAGAGGAGCACAACAUGUGGCACUACCUGUUCUUUAUUGUGCUGGUAAAAGUCAAAGAUUCCACAGAAUACACAGGCCCCGAGAGCUAUGUGGCUGAGAUGAUCAAGGAGCACAACCUGGACUGGUUCCCACGGAUGCGCGCCAUGUCACUGGUGAGCAGCGAUGCAGAGGGUGAGCAAAAUGAAAUCAGGAACCUGCAGGAGAAGCUGGAGUCGACCAUGAGGCUGGUUGCCAACCUGUCUGGACAGCUGACUGAGCUCAAGGAGCAGAUGACAGAGCAGAGGAAGCAGAAGCAACGAAUUGGUCUUCUCGGUCAUCCCCCUCACAUGAACAUUAACCCCCAGCAGCCUGCCUGAGGGCCGUUGGGGCCAGUUUCACCAGUGCCUGCGCAACUCCUGUCGGUGCACCACAUGUUAGACAGGAGGAUGCCAAAUCGUGUCCGACUCCAGUAUGUAUUUAGGUCGAUGUCUGACUGAACACUUCUCCAGAAACUCCUACAAUAAGUGUUUCUGCAACAUGCGUGCUUCUGAGUGUCUGUGUGAAGUGAAAGUUUUGUGACUACAUUACUCGCGGUCUGUAGUGUGGACGUGUCUGUGUGGGUGGAGUGUGCACCAAGUGCCUCAGGUCCUGAGAAGCCAGUCCUGUGGUUUUAGGAGAUGAAAACACUGACUUCAGCUUUACUACCCUGAAUGCCUUCUGCAUUGUGACAGAAUGCCAAAGUUCAGCCAUUGCUCCUGAGGGGGGGUUCCUCUCAAGUGGCCUUGACUUGAGGUUUUAAUCCUCAGCGUUGCACCAGCAAACUCAGGUCACAUGUGGAUUUGAAGGUUUGUAUGAACUCUACAACACAUUAUUUAAUAUUUUUGUUUCUUGUCUGACAGCAAUAGGAAUACUCACUCAUAUGCAAUGUCUAAAUAAGAAUUAACUAUUUUUGGGAACUGGUAUUUGAUUUUAUAUUUGAAACAUGAAGACUUAAACCUGUAAACAAUCCUGAAGAGGUCACCAUGCUUUUACAAAGUUUCUCAAUGCUGUUAUAAAGUCUGUACAGUGUUCAUUAAAUAUCACUUCCACAUUAUUUAGGAUCUCAAAUGAAGGUUCUACUCAUUUCAGGACACUAAAGAUAAAAGAGGCUUUCAAGGGGACAUUGAAACUUGUUAAGAGAAAUAAUGUUGACCUUUUUUUGUAACCAUUAUUUUGAAUAAUGGACCAUAUGAACCUACAGGGGAGAAGGAGCAAAUUAUGUGACCACUUCAUUCUGAAGCUGGUUCCAUGUUGUGCUUAAUAAUAGUAGUGAUAUGGAGUCACGUUGUUAGCGUACUGUAGAAGGAUUUUGUGAGAUACAUUAGUCGAAUUAGAUUUAUUCUUCUCUGCACUGAAUAUGUAAUCUUUCUUUCAUUCAUUUAGUCCUAAAGCACUGAUAUUUUCUGUAGCACACAAAUGAUUGUUACGUCACUUUGUAAAAGACCCACUAGAGAAUGACUGUUUGAGUGCUUGAGUGUGUGUGGGGUGGGUGGGGGUAAAAAAUAACUAAUAGAUGUCAUUUGGAGUGCUACUUGACCAAACUGAACUUUUAUACUAAUGGAUGGUUUGUGUCUAAAUUGUACAUUCCAUUCUUGGAGUCUAUUUAAAUAAACAAGCGUGUAAAAUAAUCUCUUGGUGAGUGUUUAACG